Caenorhabditis briggsae is the source of this 468-nucleotide messenger RNA. The coding region runs from base 1 to 468 and encodes 155 amino acids. Lineage: Eukaryota; Metazoa; Nematoda; Chromadorea; Rhabditida; Rhabditidae. The record is from RefSeq and is a predicted model, not a curated record. The transcript has 4 exons.
AUGUCCAAUUUUCAGCAGAAGUCUCAGCCGCCAGACCCAAACCAUAGCUUCACUACAUUCGACAUUGCCCAAACAAAAUCUUCCAGCGAAAGAUGUGUUCGGCAGAAAAAUAACUUUGACACUUCAGUCGAAACCUCAAACAUGACCGAGUAUAACGGACAAUGUUCCUCAUCAUCCGCGUUCCAAGAAACAAAUGAUUAUUACCCGUCGUCAUCAGAAUCAGCAACGAAACACUUGAAAUUUCAAGAAUUCUUAGCAUUCACAAACGAUUUUUAUAGAAACCGAAACCAGCUCCUGCUAAGAGACCAGCUUCUCCGAAAAAGAAGGAGACGAAAAAAAAAGAAGGGGUUAUCAGCAGAACAGGAGGAACGACUUGAAAUUGGCAACUUCAUCCGAGCAAUUAGAAAGGGAAUUAGAAUAUUCCAACAUACCAAGGCCGCCACGCAGACCUCAAAAAGUCGUAAGUAG